Molecule: messenger RNA, 1650 nt
Organism: Drosophila elegans
Lineage: Eukaryota; Metazoa; Arthropoda; Insecta; Diptera; Drosophilidae
Gene: Alp11
Product: alkaline phosphatase, tissue-nonspecific isozyme
Exons: 2
Coding region: 88-1584 (498 amino acids)
Biological process (GO): dephosphorylation
Molecular function (GO): alkaline phosphatase activity
Source: RefSeq, a predicted model, not a curated record
UGAGUUGGCCCUUAAAAAACGAAAGUCUGACGGCGCUGACAGUCACAUGGGAUUGGCUGUUACACAGGGCAUAGAAUCGCAGUCGAGAUGUUGCCCCAAGACAAGCGAGUGCCGAUCCGGCUGAUCCUGCUGAUCCUGCCGAUCCUGCUCCUGAGCCCCACCUUGUGCAUCCCCGUACGAACAGAGUCCGUGGAGGAGGAGCAGUGGUCCUCCUUUUGGCUGCGUCAGGCGCAGGAUCAGUUGCGCGAACGUCUGGCCAGGACCAGGGACUCCAUUACCGAUGGCCGGCGGGCCAGGAAUGUGGUGAUGUUCCUGGGCGACGGCCUGUCCAUUGCCACCAUGACGGCCGCUCGCAUCCUGAAGGGUCAACGGAGCGGCGGACGCGGCGAGGAGGCCCAACUGGCCGUGGAGCGCUUCCCCUUCGCCGGACUAAGCAAGACCUAUUGCCUGGAUGAGCAGACGCCGGACUCGGCCUGCACGGCCACCGCGUAUUUGGGUGGCGUGAAGACGCGCAGUGGAACAGUUGGCCAGAGUGGCGGUGGCGAGCAGGUGGACUCCGUCCUCCAGUGGGCCCAGCGUGGCGGCAAGGCCACAGGUGUGGUGACCACCACCCGGCUGACCGAUGCCAGUCCGGCCGGCGCCUACGCCCAUGUCCGGCGGCGUGGCGAGGAGCUAGAGAUCGCCCGCCAGCUGGUGGAGGAGGAACCAGGUCGCGCAAUGCACGUGAUCUUGGGCGGUGGUCUGGGCAAAUUCGCCAAUGAGCGAAGCGAUGGCAAGGAUCUGCUCGCCCAGUGGCGGCAAUCCCACCCAAAUGGCUGCUUCUCCAGAUCCCUGGCCGAGUUGAGGAACUGCAGCAAUGGAACUGGCGACCUGCUGGGCCUCUUCAGCGACAAUCACAUGUCCUAUCACCUGGCCGCCAGCAGGGAGCAGCCGCGCCUCAGCGAAAUGGCAGCGGUGGCCAUUGAGAGGCUGGAGCAAAAGUCACGGGAGGCGGCAAACGGUGGCUACUUUCUGUUCAUCGAGGGCGGCCGGAUCGAUCAUGGACACCACGAAACGAGGGCGGGCUACGCCCUCGACGAGAUGCUGGAACUGGAUGCGGCAGUGGAGGCGGUGGCCAAGAUGACCGAUGCCCGGGACACCCUGCUGGUGGUCACCGCCGAUCAUGCGCACACCCUCAGCAUGGCCGGCUAUGCGAGAAGGGGCACCCCCAUCCUGGGAAUGGACGAGCAGCAGCGCGAUGUGAACGGAGUGCCCUACAGCACCCUGAACUACGCCAUCGGCAAGUGGCAGAGUCUGGACAAGGAGGGCCGAAGGGAGAGUCCCGCCAGGACGCUGAGUCCAACCUCCUACACUCCCAGUUAUAUUCACGGACGCAAGGGUGUGCAUUCUGGCGAGGAUGUGGCCGUUUUUGCAAUGGGACCGCAGGCGCAUCUCUUCGGUGGCGUUAUGGAACAGAAUCUGUUGCCCCAUCUGAUGGGUUAUGCCGCCUGUCUGGGCAGUGGAAUCACCAUCUGCAACCACGACCAGGAUACGGUUGCGGAUACGGAUGCAGAUGGUGUUGGUGACCAGCUUAGGGUCACCUAAAACCUUUCCAGUUCCACAGACAUUUGUAAAUUUUUGUUCUCAGUUGUUUUCAAAUAUAUAAAGAUU